This is a messenger RNA of Anarrhichthys ocellatus (wolf-eel), 4485 nucleotides long. RefSeq names its product TBC1 domain family, member 13 (gene tbc1d13). Gene Ontology annotation, biological process: intracellular protein transport; activation of GTPase activity. Bases 285 to 1487 code for a protein of 400 amino acids. The record is from RefSeq and is a predicted model, not a curated record. The transcript has 12 exons. NCBI's taxonomy places the organism in Eukaryota, Metazoa, Chordata, Actinopteri, Perciformes, Anarhichadidae. Gene Ontology annotation, molecular function: GTPase activator activity.
GGAGCAGCUGUGACAACAACCCACCGACAGUCGUUGUUCGGAAAAGGUCUAUUUAUAACUGCACAUUAAUUCAAAUUCUAUCUGUGAAACUUUAAUACACAAAUGUAACGUUGUGUUUAGAAAACCCGCGCUUGCUGCCAACAUAUGAGCCCACUUGUGACUCUGGAUGGUGUCUGCCUAGUUGUUGUGAAGACGGAAGUGACAGGAGGACUUCCCUCUGGCCAGUUCUUCAGUCUUUUUGGAAACAGUUAAAGGAAUACACCGCCGCCUGUCAAGACACCAUCAUGUCAUCUGCGUACAGAAACAGAAUACAGGAAUUCAAAGAAACCUUGAGUGAAGAAAACAUCAACUUGAAGACACUGAGGGAGCUGUGCUUCAAUGGAAUCCCAUUUGAAGGAGGCAUACGAGCGCUUUGCUGGAAAAUCCUUCUUAAUUAUCUACCUUUCGAUCAGACAUUAUGGGAGUCUUUCCUCAAAAAGCAGAGGGAGGUGUACUCCCAGUUCCUAAGAGAAAUGAUCAUCCAGCCGGGUAUUGCAAAAGCCAACUUGGGCCUUUCCAGAGAAGAUGUGACUAUGGAGGACCAUCCUCUAAAUCCGAAUCCAGACAGCAGGUGGAAUAACUACUUCAAAGAUAAUGAGAUUCUGCUCCAAAUUGACAAGGAUGUGAGGCGGCUGUACCCAGACAUGGCCUUCUUCCAGCGUCCCACAGAAUACCCAUGCCAACUUAUCUUGGACCCUCAGAAUGAUUAUGAGACGCUGCGGCGACGAGUCGAACAAACCACACUGAAAGCACAAACUGUAAACCGCAACCGCAGUGGAGUUACCAAUGUCAGCUCCCCUGGAAAGGCGUUCCACCUGUAUCCAUCUAAUGAGUAUGAGGUGCUGCCCAAUGGGAGCGAAGCACACUGGGAGGUGGUGGAGCGGAUCCUCUUCAUCUAUGCCAAACUCAACCCUGGGAUUGCCUAUGUACAGGGCAUGAAUGAGAUUGUUGGGCCAAUCUACUACACUUUUGCCACGGACCCCAACAGCCAAUGGAAAGAGCACGCCGAAGCGGAUACGUUCUUCUGCUUCACCAACCUGAUGUCAGAGAACAGAGACAACUUCAUCAAGAGCCUUGAUGACUCUCAGUGUGGCAUCACCUACAAGAUGGAGAGUGUGUACUCCAUGCUGAAAGACAAAGACCUGGAGCUCUAUCUCAAGCUGGAAGAGCAAAACAUCAAACCACAGUAUUUCACAUUCCGCUGGCUGACCUUGUUGCUCUCUCAGGAGUUCCUCCUGCCUGACGUCAUCCGCAUCUGGGACACCCUGUUUUCUGACCUGGACAGAUUCCACUUCCUCCUCCUGGUCUGCUGCGCUAUGCUCAUACUCAUCCGAGAUAAGUUACUGGCCGGAGACUUCACGGUCAAUAUGAGAUUACUGCAGGAUUACCCAAUCUCAGAUGUCCACACCAUCCUGAUCAAGGCCAGAGACCUGCGGGACAACUCCUAACCUGUUCUCUCUUUACUCUGCCUUCUCUGCUCGUGUGUGGAAGGUGAGAGUUUAAACAUUACAAAACAUUGUCCUGUGACACAUGUAUCGUGGGAGGACUUGAUCAAUGAAGAGCUUGGGCAGAUAUGUUGGAACACCCAGCACACUGCUUUUUAUCUCGAUGUCUGACGAUUGGUCAGUGGGGACGACCGUGAAACCUUUGAGGACAUGUUGAGACUAUUCCCCUCUUGGUACGUGGUGGUCCCUCUCUCACAGCCAUCUCUCCCAUGGAGACUUGUUGAUGAUAGUGACUGCACUCAAUAUGUGUCACAUCAGUCCUACACUACAGAUCUUAGUCUGUCAUGAAAACGUACCAGAAAGGUUUAACAACGGAGACAAGAACGUAGUCAGAUGGAGCAAAUGUUUCAAUGGGUUGAACUAUAGUGCAUGUUUGUUCUGUUUGUUUUUUCAUUUUUCAAAGUUGAAGGUUUUUAAUCUAAGAGAAGUUGUCUGUAUGUGUUUAAUCCUGUGAAGCAGGAGAUGGUAUUUCUGGGUACAGUGUCUGUGUGCAUCAAGUGAGUCUGAAGUAAUGAGCCUGGCCUGUUACAUAUGUAAUAACAUAUGUAUUAGUCAUCUUCUGAAAACUCAUUAUUUCUUUAGCAUUGUUUCUCAACAUGUUGGAAAUGUAAUGUCAUGAAUUCUCUGUAGUGUCGUGUUACUCUGACAGAGCUAAAGACGAUUGAAAGAACAUCAGAGGAAAUUGUGCUGCCUUUCACACUGAACAUCAGUUGCUCUGUAGUAGCUUGAUUACAACACUUUUUACUAUUGUCUAUGGCGAGUCAUUGCCUGUGAUUGACCAUUGACUGUUUCCUAUAAUGCAUUGCAUAGCAAGUUAACUCCUAGUUGGAAGGCUGCUGGUUUCUGCUGUCACUAGCCGACAGUAAUUCUGCUGCGUAUUGUAUGAAAUUGACCAAUAAUAACACGUUUAUACCAAUACGUACGUCAUACCACUUUAACAAACAUGACAUGUCUUUAUAACCACAAGAAGCUGACUUUGAAUUUUGCCAUAAAAUGGUCUUGAAUUGACAAAACUUUGAGUUAAAUUGUAAUAAUGUGAUAAAAGAAACAGUGUGCUGAGGAUAUGUUUCAGUCAGUUUCAAAGAAAUUGAGAUUUGAUAGUUUGUUGGAGGAGAGAAGCAUUUAUUUCAUAAUUAUCUUGACCUAUGCUACAAUCACAGAUCCAACACAUCAAACGGAGGUUAAACCCUGAGCCACAUUGAACUGGACUGCAGGUUGUUGAUUAAAUACGCACCAGGUCCUGUCGUUGUGUCGACGCAGCUCACAUCAAUGAACCAGUGAUGGAUGACUGGACACAUCUGUGUCUGUCAUAAUGGCUCAUGUAUUGAGGGCUAACCUAUGGACUAACUAAUGGAAAGUUGGCUCAAGACAGUGGAAUGAAGCAGCGUGUGUCCUGGGACUAGGAAAGGUUCUAGGAUGCUUGCCUCAACAAAAUGUAUGUUGAGGACAAAUGUGUCUUAUUGCUUAUCUUGCUGUCUAGCCAGCAGCAUUUGAUGCAGCAGAGAAGAAAAUGGCGUAAGCUGUGUUAAGUGUUAAAGCCUCUCUACUUGAUGAUUAGCAUGAAACUCUAACUCUUUCCCUUUUUAUCUGAGGGCUUAUGCAGCUAAAGAGUUACAGCGGAGUGACAGCAAGCUGAGGUAGCACGACAGAACAACAUUGCAGUGUCAGCAGCUUCACACCAGACACCAACCUGCAGUUGAUACUAAAAGGUGAACUUUGAGUUACUAGCUCCUCCAGCGUUCAUGGUGCAGGGUGACCUUUGGUUCAGCAGGGACCUGGUCAGUGUGAACACCAGCACAGUUCUUUGAGGAUCACAUUGUGUGUUGUGCACAUACUAUGUGGCAGGCCGGUCAUGUCUUCACUAUAAUUCAGAUAUAAAUGUGUAUCUGUAAGAUGUUAAUAGGGUUCAUUGGUGGCAAGCGGACGAGACGUUCUCUCAGAAGCUGUUUAACAGCUCAAAAUAUGUUGAUGAUACUUUAGCAUACUCGUAUGAAGGAACUCUAUGCAGACCGAUGAUGUAAUGCUUCCCUGCGUUAAUAUGAACAAGCAUGAAACUCAUCUUAUAUGUUCUAAUAUGAGCCUUCAUAUACAUUGUAAUGUAUCCUUUUGAACCCUCUUCACAGAAUGGAUGGAGCACAACAACUCUUUCUGUUUAUGUCUGCUGUCAGAGAUCUUACUUCAGCAUUCUGAUCAGAACACACUAUUGAAAUGUACUCUAAUUUUGUUGAGAUGUGUGUGUGUGGAAGCUCUGUUUACUUUGAGCACAGUAUGGAACCAUACAAUGCUUUUAAAUGGUGUUGAUAAGCUGCUCAUUUAUUUGUGACCGAAGUGCACAUGAAGAAGCUAUUCUUCCAAAUUGUGUGAAGCUUUUGGAUUAAAGGCACGGAGAGCCAUGGUGAGUCCAGGGCUGAAACUCUACAAUAAAUCUAUAACUCUGUUUAAAAGGAUGACCUUUCUGAACCUGAAUGAUCCCUCGGUCUAAGCCUCAGUGGGACAGACAUCAUGUCUGGAAGACCAUUUGAAGAUUUGAAUGUGAUUAUAAAAUAAGUCACCAGCACGAAGAAGACGUGUUCCUGCUCCGUGCAGCGUCUCCUCUCACUAAACUUGUUCUUCAGCUAGAUAUCUAUAUCAGAAGAUUCAGUUCAGAUUGAAAGAGCAAACAUUCUAAGACCCCAAAACUCUUUUUUUAUUUCAAAGUAUAUUUUAUCAUGCGCAAAAGUGUUGGGUGAAUAUUCUUUGAGGGACUGUUACUAAUUAAUGGCAUCCACAUGCUCCCCUUUUUAAUUAGUAUUUAUUUCUGUGUGUGUGAGAGAGAUGUUCACUUUACUCUUUGUCUCAUGUCAGUUAAUUGCACAUUUUUGUAACGUCUCCUGUGAUAAGACUUGUAUAUAUGCUUUUACAUGUUUGCAGAUGUGCAUUAAAAUGGAUGGUAUCAAAAGUC